This is a messenger RNA of Cylicostephanus goldi, 783 nucleotides long. The record is from the annotation of a GenBank genome assembly. Lineage: Eukaryota; Metazoa; Nematoda; Chromadorea; Rhabditida; Strongylidae.
GAUUCGGGUCUCAUUGUCCUCACCAUCUCCCCAAGCAUGAUUUGCUCUUUUGACUUGAUGAAGAAGAACUCGUCGAAGACACUCAACAUUCGCCCAGAUCUGGAGCAUCGUGUUACCAACUAUUUUGAGAACACUCCACGAGGACAGUCCGUCGCUGGAGUGAACAUCUGGUUUCUCGAUGCGGCCAAAUUUCGUGCUGGAAUUCUUUUACUGCUCGCUGGAAGCCACGAUAACACUACCGAUGUGACAUUUUUCUUAGCAAUGAUUCACUACAAAGGCGAAGAUUCGAAAGUGAAAUGGUUUUCAGCCAUUCCCAUCGAUCUGGUCUACCGACAAAACUUUGAGUCGACCAAAGAAACAUCUUUCGUUGGUCACGUUUUUCUUUGUAUUCCUGAUCAGACGUCAAAUUCGUCUACUUGUGAACGAACGGAUGGAAUUGUCAUCGUCUAUCCCAAUUUUGUGCAAUCCGUAUUCUUGCCGGAUGACUUGAAGGGACGCAAUCCAACUUUAUUGAACAAGGUUGUGCCUAUUCCUGCGGGUACCAAAUUAGUAGGUCAUGCUUGUGAUGAGCGUUUCUGCUAUGUGAUGACAUUCGAUGGAGCUAUCUCAUGUGUUCGUCUUUUACCAAGAGGUUUUGAGGACGAUCUCGCUGAUGACAAUGCAUUCAUAGAUGAGCUAUGUGCCUUGAGGGAUAGUGUCUCGCAAGACGACGAGCCUCUUUCUAUUUUCGUGUCUGCGUUUAUUCUUUUUGCCUCGAAGAACAUUGUAAGUCGCUCAUACUGA